Candidula unifasciata is the source of this 1727-nucleotide messenger RNA. NCBI's taxonomy places the organism in Eukaryota, Metazoa, Mollusca, Gastropoda, Stylommatophora, Geomitridae. The record is from the annotation of a GenBank genome assembly.
AUGGCUGUUAAUCGUUUGGACCUGGCCGAGUUAGACAUGGAAAUGAGACAGUCUCAGCCUUCAGCUUUGGAUGCAUUCACUAGGAAAGAAUAUUUACAAGCACGGCUGUAUUCAUAUGCUCCUCUAGUGGCCAAGCCCAGUUCAGAUGCCCUUGUGUUUAGAGGCCUAACACGAACACAAGUCAAGAGGCUGAGAACACCAAUAGGACCUCAUGUAGAGCCAUUGCCUAUUCUACAGAAAUAUCAGAUGGUGAAUAAACCAGAAUACAUUCAACAGAAAAAUCUAGAAGCAUUGGAGUUCAAAAGAAAACUGCAGACAGAAGCAACAUUGGAUGAUCAAAAAAGGCUGAAACGAGCUGGCUCUGUUGAUCCACUAGAAUUUGUUCCGAGGGCUCCGGAGUUGCCGCAGGAGCUUAAAGAAAAACAGGAAGAAAUGGUGCCUAGACCAGUAACACCACGAGAUGCCAAAUGGAAGUCUCCAAAAGCCCAUGCUACUGGUCCUUCCCUGCCUGCCUCUACAAAGAUGAAACAUCUAAGCUCCUACAAUGGAAUAAGAGACAUGCAUAAGAUUAUCUCCAUUAUUCGGACGGAACCUAAACUUGGAUUCUUGUACCUGAGCCCUGCAGUACCAAAGUCAUCAGUUCAUUACCAUUACUACAACCUGAAGGUUGUGGGUCAUGAGCAUGUGUACAAACCAGAUUACCUGACCAUCAGCCAGAAGGGUAUCACCAGGAUGAGAGCAGAUGAUGAGACAGAGUUUGUUGUGUUGGAUAGGUGGGAACGGGAGGUGAUGUACUUUGAAAAGUUGAUCAAGAUCAAAACAUUUGCCAAGUUCCGUGUAUGGAAAGCUUUCAGUGUAUGGAGGCAGAACGUCAGAACAGCAAAGACCAAAGAUUGUAAAAAAGCUUUGAAUGAAAAUUUAUUUAUUGUGAAUCCAUCCCUGCGACCUGCUUUGUUGAAUGUCAGAGAAAUGUGUCAUAGAAUCAGCGAGAUGGGCUUGUGUCAUAUUGACAGGGAUCAUACGUAUACGCUGUCAGAAUUCAUGGAGGCUCAGUUCUAUCAGCUGAAUGAUGUCGCUGCAAGACUGCAGGACUUCAGGGAGCUAGUGAAGGAAGUUGUUCGAAGUGCUUGCCGAACGGCUUUGCUGGAAGCUGGUUUCACCCCAGAUGACUAUUAUUACGAUGGUGCUGAUACCCCAGGAAUUUAUGGUGAUUUUGCAGGUGCCCCGGGCACGUCAUCCUCUUACCUGAUGCAGUCAAACUAUGACAUGGACAUAUACGGGGAAGCUCCAGAGAGAAUGACAUACACAGAACAGGCAAACAAGAGAGCUCACUGCAAGAGGCUCAGCUGUUUUAUUCGACUGGCAGACUACCUCAUUGUGAACACCAUGCAUGUGUUGGCCGUGAACUCAGUCACCACGCUACUGAACUAUCUCACAGAGCAGCUACAGAACACUCUCACUCUGGAGGAGAUCCUCAGCUAUGCCUACAAGGAGGAUAAGAAACAAGAGGAGAAGAAGAGUGAUAAAGAUAAGGCUGAAGAGGAUGAGGAGACAAAGUCGCCACCAAUAUUUAUAACAGAAUUCUUGCUGGAACCAAACCAGCUCCUGUUUUUGCCGGAUCACAAUGAUUUUCACACUGGAGUGUCAGAGGUCAUCCAGAAAUUCCAGGAUGCAGUUCUCAGUGUCCAGAAUUUGGUUCCUGAUCCUUAUUUUGAUGCAUUUACAAG